Messenger RNA from Pogonomyrmex barbatus (red harvester ant), 586 nucleotides. RefSeq names its product Dpr-interacting protein lambda (gene DIP-lambda). Gene Ontology annotation, cellular component: neuron projection. The record is from RefSeq and is a predicted model, not a curated record. NCBI's taxonomy places the organism in Eukaryota, Metazoa, Arthropoda, Insecta, Hymenoptera, Formicidae.
CCGACUGGUGUCCCGAACUCAUCAGAAAACUGGUCGAUUCUCAUGGCAGCGUGGAAACUCACAGUCCUCUUCGCUGCGGUCUUGCCACUUUGCUUAUGCCAAAUCACCCCGGAAGUUUUGCCCGAGUUCUUAGGACCAUUGGAAAAUCACACGGUGAUCCAAGGUCGUGACGUUUUCUUUACCUGCGUCGUUAAUCAUCUGCAAUCGUACAAGGUAGCCUGGAUAAAAUCGGAUUCCCGAGCGAUUCUGGCAAUACACACGCACAUGGUGGCGCACAAUAACCGAAUAUCCGUCACGCACAACGGGCACAACACGUGGAAGCUGCACGUGUCGAAUGUCCAGAAGAACGACUCCGGUACCUACAUGUGUCAAGUAAAUACCGACCCUAUGCGCAGUCAGAUGGGAUACAUGAAAGUAGUGAUACCACCCGAUAUAAUGGAUGACGAAUCCGCAGAUGGCAUGGUCACUCACGAAGGGGGCAAUAUAAGAUUGCGAUGCGUCGCCACUGGAUUGCCGAAACCUAUUGUCACUUGGAAACGAGAGGACGGCCGAAACAUCAUUCUCAGAGAAGACGGGCAGAAACAAU